AUGGCCCUCGAGCACUUCCUCGACGAGCGAAUCCAUCAACAAGCCCGAGACUUCGGGGCCACCGGCGAUUCAAACUGCGCCAUCUGUCUGGAGCUCCUGCAAGUACACUCCCAAGAUCCGAGUACCCGCCUCGCUCAACUUCCCUGUCAACACACACUGCACUUCCACUGUCUACGAAACAUGACAGAAGGUUACACCGAGAACCGCAACAAGUGCCCGAGCUGUCGACAAGAGCUCUUCGAGCUAAACCUGCUACCACCAGCAAGGGAAGCGCUAGCGCGGAAAGAAAAGGAGACGUACUACGAUCGUGAUGCCUCUUUUGACACCAAGCGCUAUACCGAGCUAUUGACGAUCACCGACAACCUUUUCGACGAGCAACGCAGACUCCAUGGAACUGGUGCGGAAUGCUAUGUCGGGAUUCCAAAACGUGUAUGCGCAUCGCGGAUCCAGGCGGGGCUUCAAUGGGUUAUGAUAUGUGAGAUGCACGCUGCGGCUGAAUCCGCAUGGUUGGAACUUGAGGUUGCUCGGCGUGUGGAGGACCAACUUAGACAUGCUAAUCUGUUGGAGACUUGGUCCGGUCGUAUCUUCAUGGGUGCGCUGGAGGUCAUGCAGGAUAUGUUCGACGAACAGUUCCAGUGUUCGGAUGAUGAACGCGAGCCCGAGGACCGUGUUUCGGUAAUGGACGAGGAUGAGGAGGAUGAGGAUGAGGAGGAUGAGGAGGAGGAGGAGGAUGAAGGAGAUGAAGAGGAACAUGAACGACCAACCACGCAGCCGUUGAGAGGAUCCAUGAACGAGAUUUUCGGUGGAUCUCUUGCAGCGCCGUGGACGCCUACAUCUCGGGAUUAUCAGUCUCCCACUACCAAGCCCGGACACGACAUUGAUGGUUGA
This is a messenger RNA of Alternaria ethzedia, 888 nucleotides long. RefSeq lists its product as uncharacterized. The coding region runs from base 1 to 888 and encodes 295 amino acids. The transcript is spliced from 3 exons. The record is from RefSeq and is a predicted model, not a curated record. Lineage: Eukaryota; Fungi; Ascomycota; Dothideomycetes; Pleosporales; Pleosporaceae.